Messenger RNA from Dictyostelium discoideum AX4, 4989 nucleotides. RefSeq lists its product as hypothetical. Lineage: Eukaryota; Evosea; Eumycetozoa; Dictyosteliales; Dictyosteliaceae. The record is from RefSeq and is a predicted model, not a curated record. Bases 1 to 4989 code for a protein of 1662 amino acids. The transcript is spliced from 7 exons. Gene Ontology annotation, cellular component: nucleus.
AUGUACACAAACAUACCCCAACAACAACAAAAUAUACCCCAACAACAACAACAAAAUAUACCCCAACAACAAAACGUGCAGAAUAUACAGCAACCACUACCACAUACAAAUAUUCAGCAACAAAAUAUUCAACAACAGCAACAACAAUAUCAAUUACAAUUCCAAAAACAACAACAACAACAACAACAACAACAACAACAACAACAACAACAACAACAACAACAACAACAACAACAACAACAACAACAACAACAACAACAACAACAACAACAACAAUUACAACAGCAAAGGCCUCAAACUCCACAACAAAAUGCACAACAACAAUCACAACAAUCACAACAAUCGCAACAACAACAGGCAUCAUUAGGACAAGGUCAACAAGGGUCAGGACCAAAUACACCACCACAAAGUCAACCUGAAACUAUUGAAAGUAUUUUUAAACAAUUGGAUUUAAACUCAACAGGUCAACAAGCAAAAGAUAUUUUAGAGCAAUGUAAAUUAAAGAUUCAUUCAUUAGAAUCACAACAAUUAAUUGCUCAAGCAAAAUAUAAAUUAUUUUCACUUGCUGCUAAUUAUCAAAGUACAGUAUUUCAACAUAUUAAAAUGGUUUCAACUACAACAACACCAACAUCAACUCCAACAACAUCAACAACAAAUACUCCACAAAAUUCUAAUACCUCAUCCUCUUCAUCAACUGGAACAUCAUCAUCAACAAUAGGAUCAUCAUCAUCAUCAACAACCACCUCAACUACAAAUAAUGAAAAUCUUGGAUUACCAAUAUCAAAAGAAAUUUACCAACAAAAAAUUCAACUUUGGAUAUCAAUUAUAACAUUUUUAAGAGAGAAUCUUCAAUACUUUGGUAAAUGGAGGGAAUCUAUUUAUAUUAGUAUUCAAAAUAUAACACAAUCAACUCUUUUACCAACAUUGAUACAAAAGGAAUUCUUUACAGAGUUAUUUAUUUUAUUGAAAAGUAUCUUUAGUUUUGUUAAUAUUGAAUUUCCACAUUAUAUUGCAUUGAAAGAGGUUAAACUAUCAAAUACUCAUCAAUGUUUAGAAUAUCAAAAUCUAAUUGAACCUUAUUAUUGUAGAGCCGCCAAAUUAUCAUCACUAUUAUCAUUAUCAUCUUUAUCAUCAUCAGCAAGAAUCGUUGGUUCUUCAAUUCUAUUGAAUCAAGAUGCUAUGAUUGGUUACACCAAUCAAUUGACUGAAUCACCACCUUUCUUCACUUCAAAUCGUUUAUUAAAUAAUAAAUACUCUACAAUCGUUCAUCAUUUACUCUCUCAAAGUGCAAGUAUUGAACCAAUUAAAGAAUUAUUAUUCCCACAAGUUCAAUCAAAUACUUUAAAAUCAAAAAUUAUUUCAAUCAUUACUGAAGCUACAAUUUCAAAAACUAUGCAAUUAUUAAAUAAAUAUCCAAAUCAAAUUAUUGAAAAUCAAAUUGAAAAUAAUUCAUGGAAAGAGUGGUUAUUAUUUUCAGAACAAUUUUAUUUCCUAUGUGAAAAUGGUUUAGUUGAUUUAGAGCAAUUCAUUGUAACCUUAUCAGAAAAGAGAAUGAACAAUGGUGACCCAAUUAAAGAUAAUAUGGUAGUUUUAUUAAUUUCAAAAACAAUCAUCAUUCAAGAUGUUAAAACAUUAUUUAAACAACAUCUUCAAAAUGUAAAUUCAAAUCAUUAUGGUCAUUUAAUACCUUUGGUUUUAUCAUUUGUAAAUAAUGAUUCAAAUUAUCCAAUAAUUUCUCAAAAUAUUUCACUUUAUUUCUUUUUAAUGAGAAUUAAUACAAAUACAGAAAAUCCUGAAAUUAUAGCACAUAUUAAAAAAUUAUUAGAUAAUUUUAAUUUUCAAUUUACAUUAUUUCAACAAUAUAGAAAUUGGUGGGAAAGUGAAAAAGUUAAACAAAAACCAGAAUUUUUUACUACUAUUCAAGAUAUAACCUAUUUUAGUAUCAUUUGUAAUGUUAUACCAACUGAAGGUGAAAUGGAAUUAAUUCGUUUCCAAUCAAAUGGUAGUGAUCAAUCAAUUCAAUUUCCUGGUGUAGGUGGUAUUGGUACUGUUGUUACUGGUAAAAUUAAACCAGUUUCAAAUUUAAUUUUAUUAAAUUUAUCUUUAAGAUGUAGAAGAAAAUUAAUCCAAGAAAGUGUUUUACUUUUAUUAGAUAAAGAAGUACCAAUUUCACCAGGAUUUUUAGAAGAUUAUUGUAGAACUGUUCAUUAUACACCUGGUCCAGUAUCACCAUUUUUAUUUUCAUAUUUUAAGAAAUUCCAUAGAUUGGCUCCAAUUCAUGCAGUCAUUGAAUCUGUAAGUCAUAGAUUAUUAAAAGUUUUAAAAUCAAAUAAAGAACUUGCUGUACUACUUAGAGCAUUACAAGAUAUUCAAACUCAAAAACCAAUUCAAAAUAUUCAAUUAUCAAGAUCAAUAGAUUAUUUACUUUUAAAAGCUUCAAUUUCUUUACCUGUUGAUCUUAUCUCUGCUAAAGAGAUUUGGAAAUCUUUAGAUCUUGGUCUUUUUAAUAAUAGAAGAUUAAUAACCUCAAUUGCAAGAUUAAUUAAAUUAAAAGGAAUACAGGAUUUUAAUAGAAUUAGUGAUGUUCCAGUUUUUAUUGAAAAUUGUUUUAAAUCAAAUCCAUAUUGUUUUUCAAAAAGUACAUUAGAAUUUUUCCCUGAUAUUUUAAAGAAUGAAUUUAAAAAAAAUUCAGAGAAUUUAUCAUUGAAUCCAAAUCAAUUUACAAAUUUAACUUUAAUGAAACCACCAACACUUCAAAAGGUACAAUUAGAGAAUCAACAAAGAUUUCAACUUUUUUCAGUUGGUGGUAAAUUACAAAUUUUACAAAAACAAGCUUUGGUACAACAAUAUCUAACAGAUAAUAAUUCAAAUCUAUUAUUAUGUCAAGUAUUUAUCUAUAUGUUAGAAAAUAAAAUUAAAAUGGAUGUUAUGGGACCAUUAAUUCAACAAAUGUUUUUCAAACAAAUCAUUGGUAAUCAACAACCACAACAACAACAACAACCACAACAACCACCACCAUUAGCAAUUAGUAACCAACAAUUGAAUAGAAUAACUAGUGUAUUCAUUGAUUUUAUUUUUGAUGAAGUUUAUGUUAAUCAUCCAUUAAAGCAAGAGAAUCUUCAUCAACAUGUUUCCGAGUUUCUUUGUCAAUCUAUUUUUACCUAUAAAAUUUUAACAUUAAAUUCGGUUCUCUUGGCAUUAUUAGAUAGAGAUGACCAUCCAUCAAUGCCAACAAUUUUGGAUACAUUUUUAUUUUCAAGUGCUGAAAUUCAAAAUCGUUUGCAAUUCUUUUCAACUUAUCCAUCUGAUUUCUUCAUUUCACAAUCAUUUAGAAAUGAUGAUAAUUACUUUAUAAAGAAUUGUGAAUUUAAUAAUAGAUUUAAUGAUUUAAUUCCAACUGUAAUCGAUCCAAAUACCUUGAUUGAACAAUCAACUCAAGAUACCAUAUUACCAAUUUACUAUUCAAAUUCAAUUUCAAGAUUAAUGCCAAUCGUUGAAAUAAUUAUCUCAAAAUCUAUUGAACUAAAUAAUGGAGAUCUAUUUGAAAAAACUAUUAAUCAUUUCAAUAUUCCUUAUCAUUAUUAUCAAGAUGAAAAAGAAACUACUAUUAAAGAUACUUUAAUUUAUUAUUAUGAUUCUCAAUUAUUUAAAUUAAAUCCAGAAUUAAAAUUAUUAUUUUUAAAAUUAUUAAAUCAAUCUGAUAUUGAUAAUAGAUUUUCAAAUAUUUUUAAUCAAUUUUUAAAGAGUUCUAGAAUUGAAGAUAUUACAAUGGUUGGUUCAACAGCAUAUUUUAAUGAUUUAAUUUCACCAUUAGCAGAAAUGAUGGAUUUAACUAAUCAAAAUGUUUUUGAUACUUUUUCAUUUAAAACUGAAAAUACAUUUUCAUCAAUUGAUAUUUCAAAUCCAUUAGAGUUAAAAUUGAAUAAUAUCAUUUUAGAGAUAUUAUUAUUACCAUUGGAUUCAAAUUGGAUUGCUAAUGGUUUGGUUUCACUUUUGAAUUAUUCAAAUAGAAAUAAAAAUUUUUCUGAUCGUAAAAUUGAUCCACCUUCAUCCUCAAUGGUAUUAGCGUUAUCUAUUAUCUUUUCAAUCUUACCAACUCAAAUUCAUAAUUCUUUUAUACCAAUUGUAACUCAAAACUUAUCAAAUGAAUUAAAUUUUUCAAAAUUCAAAUCUCCAAUAAUGAAAAAUCAAUAUAAUUUUGGAAAUUAUACAACAAAUGUUGAAGAAAAGAUGACAGAACCAAUUGAAUGGUAUAUUUAUUUCAUUCAAUUCUAUUAUCUUUAUUGUCCAUUGGAAAGAUUAUUAUCAUUGAAUGAUUUAGUAACAAAUAUAAGACCUUUAAUUAAAAAUGUUUAUCAAUAUUAUGUUUUAUUGACCAUAGUAUCUCCAGUACUCUUAAGAUUUGGUACUCAAACUAAUCAUCUAAUUCAAAUAACAAGGGAAAUGCUACAAAUCUUAACAGAUUCAUAUUUAUCAAGUUAUAUUGAAAAUACAUUACAAGAUUUAGAAUCUUGUUGGAUUGGAAAUACAAACGAUGACGAUGAUAUUAUGGAUACAACAAACUUUAAUUUAUUUGGUAAAAGAAUUGGAUAUGAUGAUGAUGAUGAUGAUGAAGAUGAUGAUUAUUAUGAUGAAGAUGAUGAAGAUGAAGAUGAUGAUAAUGAAGAUGAUCAACAAGAUGAAAAUGAUCGUAUGGAUUUUAGUCAAGAUACAAAUAAUAUAUUUAACAGAAGUAUGGGUGACCAUGAUCAUUUGAUGAUGAUGUCCAAUAGUGAAAAUCUUAAUGACCCAUGGAGUGAUAAAAAUGAAUUUUUCAGAAAACAAAAAUCAAUCUUUUUAAAGAUUGAUUCCCAAUUAAUUGACACAAUCAUUGAUUGGAUUUAUCAUAUUAAAAUGAUCUUUCCAUUUCAACCUUUCCGUGAUGAACUUUUGAGAAUCGUAAAAGAAUUUAAACCUAAUUUCCUAUCAAAAUUUAAUCAAUUAAAUUAA